Messenger RNA from Talpa occidentalis (Iberian mole), 2016 nucleotides. RefSeq names its product armadillo like helical domain containing 1 (gene ARMH1). Bases 485 to 1813 code for a protein of 442 amino acids. The record is from RefSeq and is a predicted model, not a curated record. The transcript has 16 exons. Lineage: Eukaryota; Metazoa; Chordata; Mammalia; Eulipotyphla; Talpidae.
GGGCGGGGCCGCGACUGCGCUCUCCACCCACAUACUCGUUAAGUUACCCCCCACGACUGGACCCAACCCUCGUUCCAUACCCUGACUCCGGCAGGGCUGAUCCGGGAUCUCGAUGGUGUAGUCCAGCUCAGCCGAGGCCAUGGUGAAGGUAUUGGUCAGCUUGGACGCCAGUCAGGAAGAGUCCCCGCCCUCCUGCGUAGGCCAUUUUCUCUCCAAGGUAAAAUAAUGACUAUUUUAAUUGGCUGCCACUUACAGAGAGACUCUGGCCCUGGGGACACAGAGAGAGGAAAGACGCACCCCUGCCCUUGAGGAACUCACACUCUAGUGAGAGGAUGUUGAUCCACAGCAUUCAUUCACCUGGUUGUUAAGGCUGACAGGAUUUCACAAUUGUCUCCAUCCCCGAGGCUACGUGGACGCCCUUCCUGGGAGCACAUACCCAGUGUCCUCUGGGGAACAGUGGAGCCAACUUCAGGACUGACUGAUCAUGACUUCUAUAAAGGAGCAGGCAGCAAUUAGCCGGCUCUUGAGUUUUUUACAGGACUGGGACAAUGCUGGCAAAGUGGCAAGGAGUCACAUCCUCAACAAGUUCAUUGAAACCAAUCAAGGCAAGACUGCCCCAGAACUGGAGCAGGAGUUUUCUCAGGGAGCCAGCUUGUUCCUGGUACGCUUGACCACCUGGCUCAGACUCACUUACAUGACUCCCUCGUGUUUAAAUAAGCUCCUGAGAUCCAUUGGCAUCUUCUUAUCAGCUGUAAGCAGUUAUCGGUACCUUACAGAAUUUCUUGAGGUUGGAGGUGUCCUAACACUCUUGGAAAUACUUGGACUGGAAAACAUCAAGGAAGAAGACAAGAAGGAAUCCAUCAAGCUACUUCAGACUAUUGCAAACUCUGGGAGGAAAUAUAAGGAGCUCAUCUGUGAAAGCUAUGGUGUACGAUCCAUAGCACAAUUUUUGGCAACAUGUAAGUCAGAAGAGACCCAGGAAGAAGUACAGAUUCUGUUGGAUUCUUUGGUCCAUGGCAAUCCAAAGUACCAGAAUCAAGUAUACAAAGGUCUAAUAGCUUUGCUGCCGUGCGUAAGCCCGAAAGCUCAACAGCUGACCCUGCAGACUCUCAGGACUGCCCAGUCCAUCAUCGGAAGCACACACCCCAGCAUCGUGGACUGCGUGCUGAAUGUUCUGCGCACAAUGCACCUGGAAGUCCAGUACGAAGCCAUCGCGCUCAUCAAGGACCUGGUCAACUACGACGUGUGCCAGCAGCUGCUCCAGGGGCUCGUGGCGCUGCUGAUACCAUCGGUCAAGGAGACCAGCAAACUGCAGCCCAAGAUCCUCAAUGAAACGUCGGUUCUCCAGGUCACCGCCCACCUGCCGGUGUUCCUGCAGCAGGCAGCGGCCGCCAAGGCCAUCAGGGUGCUGGUGCGCAACAACGUGGCCCUCGCCGAGGAGAUGCUGCACCUGCGCGUGGUGCACAGCCUGCUGACUGCCAUGGGCAACACGGACCACAGCAACAGCCAGCGGCAGGCCAGCCUCACGCUGGAGUUCUUCGUGCAGACGUUCCCGCUGGUGGAGGAGCUCGUGCGCAAGUCCAUGGGGGAGGAACUCUUCAAGCUCUUCCUCAGCAACGCCGAGGACUUGUACAUGAAAAUAGACAGCAUUCAGGCGGACAUCCUGGCGGCCAACAAAGUCAAUAUCUCCAAAGCUUUACACCUCAGCAGCCUCUCCCAAAGCAACAUGAGACUUUACCUCGGCCCGCGGGAUCAGAAUCAGCUGACCUACACCCAGAGCUACCAGGAGGAGAACGGGCAAACAAAUGAGUAGCAGCCUCUGAGGCAAGCCAGGAGGGGCAGGCUGUGUGGCAAGGAAGCCUGGCAGAGGGAGCCUGGGCUCAAGCUCCAGGGCGCACCACCUGGCCUGGGUGGGCAGCGGGAGGUGGGGUGAAGCAUACCACUAGCUGGAGGCAGAGCUGCUGCCUGGGAAGGGUUCAAUAAACAGUCUUGCUCUCUAUCUGUUUGUGUGAGGAG